CCCUCUUCCCCCGUUCGCCGCCACCGCUUCCGCUGCUCGCGCCGCCCUCAACUUGUCAGCGUGAAGGCCAGCAAGCGAUGGGGGCAUCCCAGACUCCCAUAACGACGACGGCAUCGACGUGCGCGCCGGAAACGGCGCGAGGCAAGCACACGUUCAAGAUCGCCGGGUACAGCCUGUACAAGGGCCUCGGCCCCGGCAAGUUCAUCCGGUCGUCCACCUUCUUCGUCGGCGGUCGCGGCUGGAGCAUCCGCUACUAUCCCGACGGGCACGCCGGCGAGGAGAACAGUCCCUUCGUCUCCGUAUACCUCGAGCUCAUGGAGAAGAAGAGCGCUGCCGAGGUGCGGGCGAUCUACGACCUGAGGCUGGUGGACCAGCUGACCGGGACCUCCAAGGUCCUGUUCAACCUGGUGGUGCCGAGGGCGUUCAGCGGCGAGAGCCCGGCCUGGGGCGCCCGAUGGUUUAUGAGGAGGACCGAGCUGGAGGCGUCGACCUUCCUGCGGGAGGAUAAACUCGUGAUCGAGUGCCAAAUCACUGUCAUCGUGACGCCGCCGGUGGCGGAACCCGAGACAACGGGUAAGAUCCUAGUGCCGCCCUCGGGCUUGUCGGUUGAUCUCGGAAAACUGCUGGAGGCGGAGGAGGGUGCGGACGUUGCGUUCAGGGUUGAAGAGGAGAUCUUCCGUGCACACAUGAUUGUGCUCGCGAUGCGGUCACCGGUCUUCAAGGCGCAGCUCUACGGACCAUUGAGAGACAAGGGAAGACGGAUUAUAACAAUUGAAGAUAUGCAGCCUGCUGUUUUCAAGUCAUUGCUUCACUUUAUCUACACCGAUUCCUUACCCUCCAUGGAUGAUCUUGAUACAGAUGAGAAUAAAGAAAUCGUUAAACAUUUACUUGUAGCUGCGGACAGGUAUGCCAUGGAUAGGAUGAAGUUAAUAUGUGAGAGCAUCCUUUGCAAGAGACUUGGUGUUGAAAGUGUGGCGACCACUUUAGCUCUAGCUGACCGACAUCAUUGCAGCCAGCUCAAAGAUAUCUGCAUUCAGUUUAUCAUCUCUUCCAAUAGCAUGGAUGAAAUGAUGGCAAGCCAAGGGUAUGUGGACCUCAAAACAACAUGUCCUGCAGUCACUGUGGAAAUAUGGGAGAAAGCAUCCAAGUCACGACGUGAUGCCAGAUGGCGACGGUUAAGGCGCAAGGGUGCCACGCCCGCGACCCAGGUUCCAUCCCCGACGUGAGCAAGGGACUUUGUCCCGCUUCAAACAAAAAAGCAUGCAUCCAAGUCACGCAAGAUUCAGUAUGCUCAGCGCAUCCUAGAUGGGUUAAAUUAACUUCUGAAUUGCUAGUUUAAUUGAUACAUAGA
This is a messenger RNA of Phragmites australis (common reed), 1351 nucleotides long. Its product is annotated as BTB/POZ and MATH domain-containing protein 1-like. Gene Ontology annotation, molecular function: protein binding. NCBI's taxonomy places the organism in Eukaryota, Viridiplantae, Streptophyta, Magnoliopsida, Poales, Poaceae. The record is from RefSeq and is a predicted model, not a curated record. Gene Ontology annotation, biological process: protein ubiquitination. Bases 78 to 1226 code for a protein of 382 amino acids. The transcript has a single exon.